Messenger RNA from Nematocida homosporus, 2796 nucleotides. RefSeq lists its product as uncharacterized. Lineage: Eukaryota; Fungi; Microsporidia. The transcript has a single exon. The record is from RefSeq and is a predicted model, not a curated record. Bases 1 to 2796 code for a protein of 931 amino acids.
AUGAAAAGCAUACAGAUAACUAAACAAGAAGUAAGAAACGAUAAGGAGUGCACUCCAGGACACCAGAGCUUGUCUUUGCCCAAUAAACCCGUUUGUUGGCCAAGUCGAGAUAAGUCUUUAGUUAAACUCCGGCAAUCGAAAGACAGUGCUCCUUUCCUAGGACGCAAUGCUAGACAUAGCACUAGAACUACUCCUUUAAUGACCAAUGCUUCUACUGCCAAGCUAUCUCACUACCAUGCGAUUAUAUCCAAUUGGACUGUAAUUAGAUUGUGUGUCUUGUUAGUACUGUUGUUGCAUUGGGUUAGUAUAGUGAGUGGUUCGAGUAUGGAAAUAGAUUGGCAGGAUUUGCCACGUUCAGAGGAUGUACUUAGAUCUCUAAAAGAGAUUGGGUUCGAUCUAUUUAAUGAGGUUCCGCGUAGAUGGAUUAUACUCCAUCCAUCCCUGGAAGCUUUAGAGUUCACACACACUCCGGGUGUCACUAGCGAUGUCAAUCCUGACUCGGCCCAACCGAACUAUAGACAGAACCAAGCGCCUAGGUAUGCGAUAGACUGUUUAAGUGAGACAAUUCGCUAUACACUACCAAAUGAUUCAGAUAUGCUUACAAAAGCUUUGAAUGAGUUGAAAAGAAUUACAGUGAUUAAGGCUAAUGACGUUAUUAUCAAAUAUUUCGAACCGGAUACUAACGGCCAGCAAGAGAAGUUGAUCCUUUUGUGCCGACUUCUUAACAUGUUUGAGUGUAGAGAGCUGCAGUUGAUAGUUGAUUGCGAUAAAAUCCACAACUUAGAUAAAUAUAAAGAUGGUUUUGAUUCGGAGCUGUGUUGGGAAGAGGCUGACGAUACCAUUAGGUUUGCUGGCUCGGCGCCAUUUUGUUUGGGGAUUAUGUCAGCUAUCCCAUCGGAUCUCUUUCUAACGUAUAUAUUUGAGCGCCUCGUUAUAUUACGGCGUGUUUCGCAGUUUAGAUUGCCUAUAAUGUACCUCCCAGAUCUCUCUAUAUAUCUUAUACCUUUAUCACUAUCAGAAAAAUGGUGUCUCGAAAUCUGUUAUCGCCAAGAAAAGAUUGAUAUUGAUUUGAAAUCCAUUCAACGUGAUGCUCAAGGCUGCGACAAGGUCAUCUUCAACAUCGGCCAUAUCAAUCCCCCAAUGGCAGUAACUGGGCUUGAGAAAGUGCCUACAGAAGGUCCAACCAUAAUGUUAGUUGGAUCUUGGUUUGCUAUUCGAUAUCUUGCAAUAUACAAUAAGACCCCAAUCAAUGUUCAUGCUUUGUCAUACGAUGCCUAUAAGUUGAAUCAUGAAUUUGCCUUUGCUGAUAACAAAGAACUUCCAUCACCUUCUGAACUCCGUGUCUUUGCCGACAGGUUUAUUUACAGAGUCUCGUGUGCUGGGUCCUGUGAUUUCGUAUCUUACUACAAAGAAUUAUUGGCCCCGAAGUCCUUUGCUAAAUAUGGCAUUUCUGUUGAAUCAGUCGAGUUUGAGUAUGCUUAUGGCCGAGAUGACUUCUUUCUGGGGUUAGAAAGCCUUUGCAAGAUACAAGCUUUAUCAAACUUCCCAUUGAGUCCUAACAAUAAGAAGAUUGUGUGUCUUGGACCUGCACUUAGUGACCCCACGUGGGAGCUUGAAGAGCCGGUCAAUAUCAACCUUAGCAACCCCCAACUUCAGUUCGCCUGCCAGAAUAUACGCUACACAACACUUAGUAUUAGUGGCUAUAAAAGGACUUACCAGCAAGAGCCUGGCCAGAACCUGACCCGCUGUUGUAUUGAGCUUCUCAACAAAUUACGAAGUAUCAAUGCACAAGAGUUGUGUAUCUCAAAUGUGCAUGGUGAGUUUUCAACUAAUAUUGACUUUAAUCUGAAGUUGUCCCAAACUUGCUUAGAUAACUCUCACAAAUUCAAUCUCAAUGUCAGGACCUUGAUUCUAGAUAAUGUCGAUGAAUUCAUUUUAUACCGAAUGCUAGGUUGCUAUGAGUUUACUUGCUCAAAACUAACCGAAAUUCAUAUUAUAAACCACCGCCUUGCUAACCUUGCCAUUGUCCAAAUAUUAGCUCUUCCCAUGGCUGAAAAGAUCUCCAAGCUCAUAAUUAAUGGCAUCACUUGUCUAAAUGAGGUCAAAUAUUUCCUCAGGCGAGAGAGAUUGAAGGGAUUCUCAUUUUUUGACUAUGUUAAUGACCAUAAUGGGAAGGAAACAACACAAAAACUUGGCCUCCACAAACUCGUCCUAGCUCCUGAACCCGUCCUCUUUGGCUCGUAUAAGAGAGCUUUAGAUGCUCUCAAUUAUCUUAACAUCAAAAUGUUAGUCCCGUCUGACAAAUACAACCUAAACCCGCCUUACCCCGACCAACCUUAUAUGAUAGAUAUGAAAGGUCUCACUUAUUGCAUUACUACCCUUGCUGCCUUAGAAACCGAUCUUACUGAAUGUCAACUCACUCAAGAUGGCCCAACUCCAACUCCAAACAUAACCCAGUCUGAUUCUAUUACCAAACUGUUCUUACACUUACGUGACAAUGAAUUCUUAACUGCAAGAGAUUUUGAAAUUAUUCGUUGUUGGGCAGCCUACCGAUGCAAAAACCUAACAACUCUCUGGCUGGCUAAAGUUAAACUGACCGAACAAGACCGACAAGGACUGUAUUCGUGCAAAUAUGUGUUCGGCAAUCUACCAUAUCUUCAUUCCGUUCAGAUCGAGGACAUCACUCCUAAGAAUGGUCCGAUUGUGCUCUCAUUCGGUUUAUGUCGUAAUCUUUAUCAUCAAACUAGUCAACCUUCUGAAUCUCACUGUACUUCUUAUCGCUGCAAUGUCGUGUAA